AUGGCGGACUCACAUCAUGAUCCCCAUCCCACCACCACAACCAUCCCAAAUGCAUCUACUAACCCGCCCUCCCCUUCACCCAAUACAACACCCAAACCCCCUCCACCGUGCGCCACCCUGAUCCAAAAACUCCGCAUCCUCCUCCUGCGAUCCCUCUCAAAAACCGCUCACACAACCGACCACACCCUCGUCCGCCUCGACACCCUCUUGUCCACCCCCAGCGGCAUUGACACUCUUCUCUGCACAACAUCCUACACCCUAACCCUCCUCUCCGCGCUGCUCUCCAAAAUUCUUGAACGUCGCCUUACAACCAUCGCCUCAGACAUUGCCUCAAAAGCCGACGGCAUCCUCCUCCCCGGCGAAACCCUCAUCGCCGAAAUCCCCGCAUCUACAAGCACAAAGCGCAUCGCGCAGGUGCUAGGCGGUUCGAAAGCGCUGGCCGAGGUGAUAUCAGACUACAGGGUGUUUGUGCGCAUGUGGAGUUUGGUGGGGCUGUAUACGUGGGCAAGGGCUACGUAUUCGGACCCGCUGGCCGUAGGGGCGGGGCGUAAAGAAAAGAUUCUGAGGGCAUUGACGUGGUCCAGUAUUGCAUCGUGUGUGGGAUGUCAAGUUCUCGAGAAUGGGGCGUAUUUGGCGAGUAAAGGAGUGUUGACGGGGGAUGGGUGGGUAGGCGAGGCUGGGAAGAAGAGAGAAAAUAAGUGGUGGACGGUGAGUUCGCGGUUGUGGGCUGCGGGGGUGGGAGAUGGCGAGAAAGAGGAGAAGAUUGAGGUUGAAGAGAGGAAAAAGAGUAAGAAGUUGGAGAGUUGGCGCUGGUGGAAGGAUCUAGUGUCGAAUAUUGGUUAUGCUCCCAUGACGCUGCACUGGUCGGUGGAGGAAGGGCUGUUGAGCGAGUUGGGCGUGGGUGCUUGUGGUAUGGUUGCUGGCGGAGCAUUGCUCGUUGAUGCUUGGAGUAGGACCGUGUGA
Molecule: messenger RNA, 963 nt
Organism: Pyrenophora tritici-repentis Pt-1C-BFP
Lineage: Eukaryota; Fungi; Ascomycota; Dothideomycetes; Pleosporales; Pleosporaceae
Source: RefSeq, a predicted model, not a curated record